This is a messenger RNA of Rhododendron vialii, 444 nucleotides long. RefSeq lists its product as uncharacterized. The record is from RefSeq and is a predicted model, not a curated record. The coding region runs from base 1 to 324 and encodes 107 amino acids. NCBI's taxonomy places the organism in Eukaryota, Viridiplantae, Streptophyta, Magnoliopsida, Ericales, Ericaceae. The transcript has 3 exons.
AUGACUCGGCCCUGUUGGAGUGCCGCCGGACGCUGCCUCGAGAUUUCAGAACCACCAUGGCGAUCUACGGACACCGUACAACACUUAUCCGGACUUAGAAUCGCGUUUGAGGAUUUCUACUUGGUGAAUUAUCACUCAGGAUACGUUUGUAUCCUGGCAAAUCGUUUGCUUCGGCAUUCAAUUUGCCAGAGUGUGCAGGAUUCCACAGUGGAGCAGUUGAUACAGGUGGGACCCCCUGGAACGGAGUCUGGGCCAAUGUUGCUUGGAAUUCGUGUCAAAACUAGAGUCGCUCUGGAGUUGCUUUUGUUAAAUAAAUGUACAUAGAUUUUUGUAUUAUUUUGAAAUUGUAAUUUUUGUAUAAGGAUAAAUAGGGGCCUAAUAGUUUGUAAAAUUCAGUGUAUUUUUGGGUUAAUGCUUCCGAAAUUCCUUGGAAAAUCGGGGCGU